UUGCGCCCCGAUGUCGACUGGACCAGCCGGGUUGCAGCCUGGAACGCCGCCCGCGCGUCACGCCUGGCUGCCGAGGGCGAAUUGACGGGCGACCACAUCAAACCCCAACGCGUUUACGCCGAGUUGCGGAAGGUGAUGCCCCGCGACGCCAUAAUCGCGCUGGACGCCGGGCUGGCGCCCACCUUCGGGCAGGAUCGCCUCAAUUACUACCAGCCGCGCAGUUUGAUCAUGGCGCUGGAUCUGGGAGGGCUUGGCUUCAGCUUCCCGGCUUCCAUUGGGGCCAACUUUGCCGCUCCCAACCGGCCGGUGGUCAACUUCAACGGAGACGGCGGCUUUUUGUUCAACGCCCAGGAGUUUGAGACUGCCGUGAGGUACGGUCUCAAAAACAUUUCCAUCGUAAUGAACAACGACUGCUGGGGGUCGGAAAAGGCUUAUCAAAAAUACGCGUUCAACGAGCGCUACGUGGGCGCGGACACCGAAAACCCGCGGUUUGACAAAUAUGCCGAAUUAUUCGGAGGCACCGGGUUUUAG
This is a messenger RNA of Geodia barretti, 531 nucleotides long. The record is from the annotation of a GenBank genome assembly. NCBI's taxonomy places the organism in Eukaryota, Metazoa, Porifera, Demospongiae, Tetractinellida, Geodiidae.